UGCAAACAGUGUUAGUGUUGACAAAAUUUUAUCAUCUUCGGUAUACCCAAUUUGCAUCAGAAAGAAAAAUAAAGAAAAGAAUCAACAAAUUUUUGCGAUGCCGAAUGACUGGAAUGACUUGUAAUUUUCAUUUGAAAGAUGAUAUUCGUACUCUGAGCUAUUUGGUUUAAUACUGCAGUGUUUCUUACUUCGUUAUCAGCUCUAUUUUGAUAUCGGCGAAUUUUGGAGAAUUUUUAAGCUAUAAAAAUGUUCCUAACACGUUCAGAAUACGACAGAGGUGUCAAUACAUUUUCUCCUGAAGGUAGAUUGUUUCAAAUUGAAUAUGCCAUUGAAGCAAUCAAAUUGGGAUCCACUGCUAUCGGUGUCUGUACUUCUGAAGGCGUCGUCUUAGCAGUUGAGAAACGUAUUACAUCUCCUCUCAUGGAAUCUACUACUAUCGAGAAAAUCGUCGAAGUUGAUAAACACAUAGGAUGCGCGGUCAGUGGAUUGAUGGCGGAUUCGAGAACGAUGAUCGAUAGAGCUCGUGUUGAAUGCCAGAAUCAUUGGUUUACUUACGAUGAACGGAUGACCGUCGAAUCUUGUGCACAAGCUGUGUCUAAUUUAGCUAUUCAAUUCGGUGAUUCCGACGACGAUGGUGCCGCUAUGAGUCGGCCUUUCGGAGUUGCAAUUUUAUUUGCCGGCUGUGAUGAGAAAGGACCACAACUGUACCACAUGGAUCCGUCGGGCACAUGCUUUCAGUAUGAUGCUAAAGCUAUAGGUUCCGGCAGUGAAGGCGCUCAACAAAGUUUACAAGAAGGUUAUAAUAAAUCCAUGAGCUUGAAAGAAGCAAUUACAUUGACUUUGAAUAUUCUCAAACAAGUAAUGGAAGAAAAACUUAGUUCCAACAACGUUGAAGUCGUCACCGUUACUCCCGAUAAAUUAUUCCAUAUGUUUACUAAACCAGAAUUAGAACAAGCUUUGGAAAAUGUGGCUCCGUUUGUAAAAGAUGAUAAUGAAUGAACAAUGUUAUCUUCAAAGGAUGUAUAAACCGCUCAGUUUGUAGAUUUUGUGUUUUGAGGUGGUACUACCGAAUAAAGAAUAUUUAUAAAAUGAAAUCCGAAAUAUUCUAUUUAUAAUUUGGUUAAUUAUACAUUUUUUAAAGUUAUUUCAAGAUUGUGAAAAAAAAUGAAAGUAAUAAAUACUGUAAUUUUAUAUUAUUUCUUCAGUAAAAUAUCCAGAUCAGC
This is a messenger RNA of Planococcus citri (citrus mealybug), 1223 nucleotides long. RefSeq names its product proteasome alpha5 subunit (gene Prosalpha5). Gene Ontology annotation, cellular component: nucleus; proteasome core complex; proteasome core complex, alpha-subunit complex. NCBI's taxonomy places the organism in Eukaryota, Metazoa, Arthropoda, Insecta, Hemiptera, Pseudococcidae. Gene Ontology annotation, biological process: proteasome-mediated ubiquitin-dependent protein catabolic process. The record is from RefSeq and is a predicted model, not a curated record. The transcript is spliced from 8 exons. Bases 247 to 999 code for a protein of 250 amino acids.